AUGAGCAUGCACGAGGAAGCCGAGAUAUCUUCAUUAACGGAAAUUCGAAACGGAACUCCAUCGGACAUGACCAACUUCUCGGACUUCAAUCAGCUCUUCGAUGUCUCGGAGUCUUUGAACAUGACCCCAGUCUCACACAGUUUUCAGACUGCACAUUCUCACACAUCCUCAGAUAUCAUCUCCCCACGCCUAUUGAGCCUUGACUUUUCUGCCAUCUUCCCGGGUUUGGUAACGCCAAACUCUAUGGAUUUCAACCAAGGAAUCAAAAUGCUAGAGCCUCAAUUAUCGCAACGUUGGAGGUCCCUUCAGCAAGGAUCCAUGACAGCUAAAAUGAUCUUCAGUCGCAUGAGUGAUUACGGCCGUAUGAUGGCCGAUGCUAAAUCGCUCCCAUCGUUUAUUCAUCCGCCGUGCUGUGUGGGCUCUGGCGAGGAGUGUUCCUCGGACGCAGCUCAUGGAUGCUUGUCUGAAGCUCUGGCAUACGAUGGCUAUGAUGAAGGCAUGAAGCUACAAGCUCUACAGGCGGCUCUCGUAUAUGGGAUGCUGUGCGCUCAAUGCACAGAAUCCGUGUCAAUUGAGGAUUCCACAUGGGUGGUUGAAACCAUCGAGACAUUUGCGGAAGAGCUAUACGAUCUUGGCAUAUGGACGUUGGAUACUGAUCAGCCACACCCCUCACGCAGCCACUGGGUGUUUGUCGAGAGUCUGAGAAGGUAA
This is a messenger RNA of Penicillium longicatenatum, 711 nucleotides long. RefSeq lists its product as uncharacterized. The record is from RefSeq and is a predicted model, not a curated record. Lineage: Eukaryota; Fungi; Ascomycota; Eurotiomycetes; Eurotiales; Aspergillaceae. The transcript has 3 exons. Bases 1 to 711 code for a protein of 236 amino acids.